This is a messenger RNA of Moesziomyces antarcticus, 264 nucleotides long. RefSeq names its product microsomal signal peptidase 12kda subunit protein. The coding region runs from base 1 to 264 and encodes 87 amino acids. Gene Ontology annotation, cellular component: endoplasmic reticulum membrane; signal peptidase complex. Lineage: Eukaryota; Fungi; Basidiomycota; Ustilaginomycetes; Ustilaginales; Ustilaginaceae. The transcript is spliced from 3 exons. Gene Ontology annotation, biological process: protein targeting to ER. The record is from RefSeq and is a predicted model, not a curated record.
AUGGAGUCGAUUCAACGGUUUGUCGAUGGCAAAAUCGACUUUCAAGGGCAACGUCUUGCGGAUCGGAUCAUGCAGGAAGGUCUGGUCGCAGGCGCCAGCGUCGCCUUCCUUGCCGGGUACUUCACGCAAAACAUGCAGCUGUGCAUGCUCAUCUUUGCUGCCGCAACCGCCCUCGUAGCAAUCGUCACCGUGCCCGGUUGGGGAUGGUACAACAAACACAAGACAGAGUGGCUCCCCAACCGUCCUGCAGAGCCAGAGAAGUAA